Molecule: messenger RNA, 447 nt
Organism: Pimephales promelas (fathead minnow)
Lineage: Eukaryota; Metazoa; Chordata; Actinopteri; Cypriniformes; Leuciscidae
Product: N-lysine methyltransferase KMT5A-like
Biological process (GO): regulation of transcription by RNA polymerase II; regulation of DNA damage response, signal transduction by p53 class mediator
Cellular component (GO): nucleus; polytene chromosome
Molecular function (GO): protein binding; transcription regulator activity; histone H4K20 methyltransferase activity
Source: RefSeq, a predicted model, not a curated record
AUGACCAUAAAAGACUUUGGUGACGAGCGUGGUUUUGGAGUCGUGGCAACUCAGACUUUUUCAAAGAACGACAUUGUUUGCGACUGCCACGGCAAGGUCAUCCCAGCUGCUCAAGGGAGGGCGAUGGUGCAGGCCCAGCAUGACGAGGCCGGGUACAUGUUCUUCUUUAAAGCCGGACAGAGAGAUCUCUGCGUCGACGCCCAGACCUUUCCGUGCGAGUGCCACCCUGGCAAAGACACCGUUGGGAGGAGGAUAAACCACUCCACAAAAGCGCCCAACCUGAAGCCCUUUCACUGCAGGUUACGUGUGAAUGGGGAGGACAAGGACGUCAUCCUCUUCAGGGCACUGAAGGACAUCAGUGUGGGCGUUGAACUACGGUUUGACUACGGGGUCAAAAGGAAGUCCUUCCGUGGAGAGGGCCUACACCUGGACUGGCUGGAUGGCUGA